Messenger RNA from Abrus precatorius (Indian licorice), 3460 nucleotides. Its product is annotated as ATP-dependent DNA helicase At3g02060, chloroplastic. The record is from RefSeq and is a predicted model, not a curated record. Bases 160 to 2616 code for a protein of 818 amino acids. Gene Ontology annotation, biological process: DNA repair. Gene Ontology annotation, molecular function: ATP binding; nucleic acid binding. The transcript is spliced from 13 exons. Lineage: Eukaryota; Viridiplantae; Streptophyta; Magnoliopsida; Fabales; Fabaceae.
ACAGGAUAAUCCUACUUUCUUGGAUACUACAAUAAACAAAACCCCUCCAAAACCUUCACACCCAUCUCUGAAUUACCCUUCGUUUGCACACUCUUCCUCCCAAAGAUUCAAACUUUGCAAUGACAAUCUGAACACACACACACACACACACACACACACAUGGCUUCUCUUCUCCCAACACCACACAUUUCCACACCGUUCAAUUUCAUCUCAAAGUUCAACUCUUUCCCAAGAACUUGGAACCUCUUCAUCCUCACAUACCCUUCACACCACAACAACAAAAACAAGCUCUUACUCUUACCCACAAAUGCAGUGUACACCCCGGACCUCUAUGCCCCUUUUUCGCCCUCCAAAACUGAGCUCCAAAAUGACUCCAUUUCUCUACUAAACGACAGAAUUCGCCGUGACUAUGCCAAAAGAGAAGCUUCCAGAACUAUGAUGGACUCAGAGGAAGCUGACAAGUACAUGCAAAUGGUGAAGGAGCAGCAGCAGAAAGGGUUGCAGAAGUUGAAGGGUGUUAGAGGGGGUAAAGAUGGUGCCUUUAGCUAUAGGGUAGACCCUUACACGCUUCGUUCUGGUGACUAUGUUGUGCACAACAAAGUGGGUAUUGGGAGGUUUGUUGGAAUCAAGUUUGAUGUUCCAAAGAAUUCUGAUGAAUCCACUGAGUAUGUUUUCAUUGAGUAUGCUGAUGGAAUGGCAAAGCUACCUGUUAAGCAGGCUUCUAAAAUGCUCUAUAGAUAUAAUCUUCCAAAUGAAAGCAAAAAGCCUAGGACAUUGAGCAAGUUAAAUGAUACUAGUGCAUGGGAGAGAAGAAAGAUUAAGGGGAAGGUCGCAAUACAGAAGAUGGUUGUUGAUUUGAUGGAACUCUAUGUACAUAGGCUCAAACAAAGAAGGCCUCCUUAUCCAAAGACUCCUGCCAUGGCUGAAUUCACAGCUGAAUUUCCUUAUGAACCCACGCGGGACCAGAAACAGGCAUUUAUUGAUGUUGAGAAGGAUUUGACAGAGCGAGAAACUCCAAUGGACAGAUUAAUUUGUGGAGAUGUUGGUUUUGGUAAAACUGAGGUUGCACUACGAGCUAUAUUCUGUGUUGUGUCAGCUAAAAAGCAAGCAAUGGUUCUGGCACCAACAAUAGUUCUAGCAAAACAACAUUUUGAUGUUAUUUCAGAGCGCUUUUCUGUAUAUCCUGAUAUAAAAGUUGGACUACUAAGCAGGUUUCAGACCAGAGCAGAGAAAGAAGAGUACUUGGACAUGAUUAAGAAUGGUACCCUGGAUAUUAUUGUUGGGACACACUCACUCCUAGGAGAUCGUGUUGUAUACAACAAUCUUGGUCUGCUUGUUGUUGAUGAGGAACAGAGGUUUGGUGUCAAACAGAAGGAGAGGAUUGCUUCUUUUAAAACUUCUGUGGAUGUACUUACUUUGUCUGCAACCCCUAUACCACGAACUCUUUAUUUAGCUUUAACUGGGUUUCGUGAUGCUAGUUUAAUUUCAACUCCACCUCCAGAAAGAGUUCCUAUCAAGACUCAUCUUUCUUCAUUCAGUAAGGACAGAGUAAUAUCAGCCAUCAAGUAUGAGCUGGACCGUGGUGGUCAGGUUUUUUAUGUUCUGCCACGUAUUAAAGGACUUGAGGAUGUAACGUCAUUUCUUGAAGAGUCAUUUCCGGAUGUGGAAAUAGCCAUUGCCCAUGGGAAGCUAUACUCAAAGCAAUUAGAGGAUACCAUGGAGAAGUUUGCUCUAGGUGAAAUAAAAAUCCUUCUAUGCACAAAUAUAGUAGAAAGUGGGCUUGAUAUUCAAAAUGCAAACACCAUCAUCAUUCAGGAUGUUCAACAAUUUGGCCUUGCACAGUUGUACCAGUUGCGUGGAAGAGUUGGGCGAGCGGAUAAGGAAGCACAUGCAUACUUAUUUUACCCUGAUAAAAGCAUGCUUUCUGAUCAUGCAUUGGAGAGGCUUGCUGCUAUUGAAGAAUGCCGUGAACUAGGUCAAGGCUUCCAACUAGCUGAGAAAGACAUGGGUAUAAGAGGUUUUGGUGCAAUUUUUGGUGAACAACAAUCAGGAGAUGUUGGAAAUGUUGGUGUUGAUCUUUUCUUUGAGAUGCUCUUUGAGAGUUUGUCAAAGGUUGAAGAUCACCGUGUUGUUUCAGUUCCUUAUCACUCAGUCCAGGUUGACAUAAACAUCAAUCCUCAUCUCCCGUCUGACUACAUUAAUUAUCUGGAGAACCCUAUGGAAAUUAUAAAUGAAGCCGAGAGAGUUGCUGAAAAAGACAUCUGGAGUCUGAUGCAAUUUACAGAGAAUUUACGCCGCCAAUAUGGCAAAGAGCCUCGCUCCAUGGAGAUUUUACUAAAAAAGCUUUACUUGAGGAGGAUGGCAGCUGAUUUAGGGAUAACCAGAAUUUACUCUUCAGGGAAGAUGAUCUUUAUGAAAACAAACAUGAGUAAGAAGGUAUUCAGGAUGAUGAUAGAUUCCAUGACAUCAGAAUUACAUAGAAAUUCAUUGGUUCUUGAGGGGGACCAGAUUAAGGCUGAACUUCUAUUAGAGCUACCAAAAGAACAACUUCUUAAUUGGAUCUUUCAAUGCUUGGCUGAACUUCAUGCUUUACUACCCACCUUCAUAAAAUACUAGGUUCUUAACCUGGUUAAUUCCUGCCAAUGUGUAAGUUGGAAACUUGACUUACUGCUUACAUCACAAAUACAUCAAUUUUGGCGGAUUUACCAUUGGAGUUGAAAUGCGGGAACUAACCAUGGCGGAUGCAAAACAAGAUUGUUUUGCAUGACUGACUUGGCACUACAGGACCUCAGAACAAAUCAGCACUAUCAAUUGAUACUGGUGACAGUGCACUUCUUAUCAGAGGUUGGUUACCAGCACCUCGGAGUUGCGGUUGUCCAAAUUGUGUUCCUGAAUUGCAUCCCCAUAUGCAGGAGAAGAGCAUGUAUUGUGAUUUGUGAUAUAUCAGAAGGCAACUGCUAGUGACCUGAUCAGCUUCUAUUUUUGCACUCACAAAACAACUUCACUUUCAAAAGCUACAUAGGAUGACCUAUACUCAUCCAGUAAACCUUUAACCAAAACAUCAAGAUUUCACCUUUUGUAUGGGUGAAGGACUAAAGCAUUCUCACGCUAGCUAGUACAUUCUAAGAAAACUAGAAAUCAGCCUGUUGAAUGAUGCAUUUUUGUUGCAGAUAAUUGAGAAAUAUACUGUUGUUUGUAGUUGUCAUGUGAUUUGUUUUAUUUCCUCAUAGAUACUUGUAUUCUUCAUAGAAAGAAAUUCUUGUAACCACGUGUUUUACCAAUUGUAAUGAAAAUCAUUUGACCAAGAUUUCAAGCUUCAUGACAAUACGUAUUGAUGUGUAGCAUCGUUAAUGCAUAUUGAGCUCAGCCCCCAUAGCUUAGACUAUUAUUAUCAGUUCAAUACGAUUUUUUCUGGGCAAAAAAAAUAAAAAUAAAAAUUUUAUUUUUUUGCUUUAAGCUU